CCAUUCAGAUAGACCAAUGGCUAACUGCAUGAAAUUAUCUUGCUCUGCUGUGUCUACCUUGUUUUUCAGAAAGAAAAGGAAACAGCUAUGGACAUAACAAAUAAGGUCGUCGCCAGUACAUGAAUGAAAUGAUAUUAUCUCCAUAACUUAUCUUCAUGGAGAAACAAGACAUUCCCCAAAGGUCAGCGGUUCGGAGUGGAUGUAAUGAUGCCUUGAACAGUUAAAUGUUUAGAAUGCCAUGCACAUACCGUUUCUUCUUCACAUGUUGCUCUUCAACUUGCUGUGGUGUGUACCACAUGCGCUUAUCUCUUGAAACCAGAUGAUAUAUGGUCUCUGCAAAGUGGUUCAACUAGUUCAAUGAGGUAAUGUGAAAACACAACAUGUAUACAACAAGUGGUUCAGGUUCCCUCCCAAUGGUAGCUACAUCCUACUUGGAUUCUCGUUCUUUUGUUUUGUACUCCCUCCGUUCCAAAAUACUUGUCGUGGUUUUAGUUCAAAUUUAAACUAAAAACACGACAAGUAUUCUGGAACGAAGGGAGUAUUUAAGAAAACUGAGUAUUAAAAAGGGCUGAAAAAGUUUACACGAUUUUUGUUCGUGUAUAAAUAUGAUAAUAUAUGUGCUCUGCAACGAAGACAGAUAUGUGUCCUUUCUAGGUUGUAUUUCCCAGGGGAAAUGUUUCGCUAGAAUGUUUGGACAAAGUGAACUCCCAUGGCAUGUGCUUUAUUGCAUGCCCAGCCCAGUGCUCUACAAUUUGUCGUGGCAACAGCUGGGUUAAGUUGACCCGCUUGCAGCGGCGGCGUCGCCUAUUCGCCUGCCUUGUCUUCCCUCACGUUGCCUCUCCUGUAGUCCUAGGCCUCCUUCGUUGAAUAGCAGAGCCGAGGCCGAGCAAGCAGACAUACGUGCACAACAGCCAUGGCUACUCUCCACGUGUUCCUCAGCCUCCUCCUCCUCCUCAUCUCCGUGCAAACUAUUCCUCCUACCACAGCCACAAAAGACGAUACUCUGGCGCCAGGCCAUGCAUUGGCCGUCGGCGACAAGCUCGUUUCCAGCAACGGCAAGUUCGCGCUUGGCUUCUUCCAGCCCGGCGCCGGGAACAUCAGUAAGUCAUCUACCUCUCCCGGUUGGUACCUUGCCAUCUGGUUCAAUAAGAUCAAUGUCAUCACCCCCGUCUGGGUCGCCAACCGGGAGAGGCCGAUCGCCGGACUCGACCUGAGAGCAACACAGCUCCAAAUCUCAGAAGAUGGCAACCUUGUCGUCUUAAACAACGCCACCCAGUCCGUCGUCUGGUCCACCCACAUCACCAGCAGUAAUAGAACCAACACCACCUCCACUAGCAGCAUCAGGGCCAUCCUCUUGGCCAGUGGAAACCUCGUCAUAGAAAGCCCGUCAAGUCAGGUGCUGUGGCAGAGCUUCGACGACCCAACCGACGUGGCGCUCCCCGGCGCCAAGAUCGGCUGGAACAAGGUCACCGGCCUGAACCGCGUCGGCAUCUCGUGGAAGAGCCGGAUCGACCCGGGCCUCGGCUCCUUCAGCGUGGGGCUGGAAACCAAUGGCACCAGGAUGGUGAUGAUGGGGCACCGAGGCUACCCUUCCCAAGUGUACUGGUCGUGGUCGCCCGACGAGUCGCCGAUGCAGAUGCCAGCACUCCGAGCGCUGCUGAAGAUGAACCCACAGACCAGAGGAUUGGUCGUCCCGGAAUACGUCGACAACAGCGAGGAGGAGUACUACAUGUACACCUCACCGGACGAGGCCUCCUCCACAUUCCUCUCCCUCGACACGUCUGGUCAGACCAAGCUGAACGUAUGGUCGCAGGCCAACCAGGCAUGGCAGACCAUCUAUGUCCAGCCCAUCGAUCUCUGCCGCCCAUACGCCACCUGCGGACCGUUCACCGUCUGCACCGGCAGCUCGCAGCCGCCCUGCGAGUGCAUGGAGAGCUUCUCCCGGACGUCACCUCAGGAUUGGGAGAUGGGUGAUCGGGCAGGAGGGUGCUCCAGACGCACUCCGCUGGAUUGCAAUGGCAACAGGAGUUCUACAGACGUGUUCCACCCCGUAGCUCGUGUCACAUUGCCUUACGGCCCCCGUAGCUUACAGGAUGCUCCUGCAACUCGGGGCGGAUGCGAAUCGGCCUGUCUCAGCAACUGCUCCUGCACUGCUUACUCCUACCAAGACAGCAAAUGCUCUGUUUGGCAUGGGGAGUUGUUCAGUGUAAACAAGGAUGAUGGCAUCGAGAUACGUUCUGAAUAUACUCUGUACAUUCGCCUUGCCGCCAGAGAUUUCCCAAGUUCCACAAGAGAUAAAAGAAAACCAGUACUAACCGGAGUUGUUAUUGCUGCAAGCGUUAUCGGUUUUGGGUUGCUAAUGCUCAUGCUGCUACUAGUGAUCUCAAGGAACAGAUUCAGCUGGUGUGGUGUGUCGUCAAAUGCCACCAAUGAAGGUAGUGUUGGUGUUGUUGCCUUUAGAUACGCCGACUUGGGCCGUGCUACAAAAAACUUCACAGAGAAGCUGGGAGCCGGAGGUUUUGGUACUGUAUUCAAGGGAGCUUUAAGUGACCUGACUAGUGUCGUAGUGAAAAGGCUUGAAGGUGCGCGCCAGGGAGAGAAGCAAUUCAGGGCAGAGGUAGGUGCACUUGGACUGAUCCAACACGUCAACCUGGUGAAAUUGGUUGGUUUCUGCUAUCAUGGUGAUAGGAGGCUACUUGUAUAUGAACACAUGUGCAAUGGUUCUCUCGACUCCCAUCUGUUCCAGAGCAAUGGUACAGUCCUCGACUGGAGCACCAGAUACCAGAUAGCCAUCGGAGUUGCUAGAGGAUUGUCCUACUUGCAUCAGAGUUGCCACGAACGCAUCAUACACUGUGAUAUCAAGCCAGAAAAUGUACUCCUAAAUGAAGCGUUUGUCCCGAAAAUUGCGGACUUUGGGCUGGCAUCGGUCAUAGGAAGGGAUUUUAGCCGGGUUCUAACUACAUUCAGGGGAACGAUGGGGUAUCUUGCCCCAGAGUGGCUUAGCGGGGUUGCUAUUACAUCAAAAGUCGAUGUUUACAGUCUUGGCAUGGUACUGAUGGAAAUCAUAUCAGGAAGAAGGAAUGCAUCGGUGGUACACACUAGCAGCAGUGACUAUGUCACUUAUUUCCCUGUGCAAGCCAUCAACAAGCUUCACGAGGGAGAUGUGCAGAGCUUGGUGGAUCCACAAUUAUAUGGUGACUUCAGCUUGGAUGAGGUUGAAAGAGUUUGCAAUGUAGCAUGUUGGUGUAUCCAGGAUAAUGAGUCGUCUUUCUUCUUCUUUUGUCUUCUUUGCAGCCGAAUCCGACUUCUAAUCUUUUUGGUUUUUCUUGAGUCAGAACCCCCUCAUCCAGCCUUCAGUCGGCAUCGCGGGCUCGGCUAUUGA
Molecule: messenger RNA, 3382 nt
Organism: Triticum aestivum (bread wheat)
Lineage: Eukaryota; Viridiplantae; Streptophyta; Magnoliopsida; Poales; Poaceae
Product: G-type lectin S-receptor-like serine/threonine-protein kinase At2g19130
Exons: 1
Coding region: 914-3382 (822 amino acids)
Biological process (GO): protein phosphorylation; recognition of pollen
Molecular function (GO): protein serine/threonine kinase activity; ATP binding
Source: RefSeq, a predicted model, not a curated record